UAUCCUUUUGAAAAUAUCAAAUUUUCCCGUUUCAUCAUUAUCGUUUAGGAACUGCGACAUAUAAUGUUCGUGUGAUUCAGUGUUACAUUAUAAAUAUGUUUCAAACAUGUAAAGGUGUACUCGUGGUAUUGUCUUUUCUUAUAAUUGCUGCACGUUGUGGAUUGGAAAUAAUACCGGAGCGGGCGAAGGUUAUUUAUGUCAAUCAAAAAUACUUUUAUAAUUUAAGCCUUGAGGUAAAGAAAUAUAGCAGAACCAGCCCAUACUACUUUAACUUAGAUAUGACGACCAAACAACCAUGGACUAACAACGUUACGUUGCACAUCAGUUUUAAUGAGGACGUCCAGAACGAGUAUCGUAGUUCAUUUAUUGAGAUGCAUCGAAAGUUCUGUGACUUAAUGAAAUUCGACAAAUUUAUUGGAAAUAUGAUCAAAUAUUUCGGAAUAGAUUGCCCGUUGCCAGCUGGUACGCUGAGAUUGAUCAACGUAACAGUAGUCCUAGACACACUUCCAAACGUGUUUCCAUUUCAAAAAUGUCGCAUUGCCACUGAAGUAAAAAUCACUGCUACAAAUGAAUCAAUGACCGUAGCUAAGCGAGGGCAAGCAGUACCGGAGUGCUCCGCCGAAUGCUCCACCGAGCUUUCCAAGGCCAAGAUCGGCAUCAGCCCAACAGCUGCUAUUGUGUUUUUAACCAAUCCGAGAUCCAUGGUUUGGGUUGUGGGCUCAAAGCCGGGUUCUCCUCUCAAAAAUCUGAAGACCAGCAUGAGUUUUUCAGUGGCUAGGCGGAGGUACUACGUUUUCAUUGGCAUGCACUUCUCCCCCGACGGCGUCCUGGUGGAGUUUGAAUACUUCUUCAACUCUAUGAAGUUGUCGAUUAGUAGACAGGUGACGGGAAAGAAUCUCGACCUCGCUAACUUGAAUGCCACAUUAUACAUACAAGUUUAUCUCAUAUGA
Molecule: messenger RNA, 950 nt
Organism: Danaus plexippus (monarch butterfly)
Lineage: Eukaryota; Metazoa; Arthropoda; Insecta; Lepidoptera; Nymphalidae
Exons: 5
Coding region: 96-950 (284 amino acids)
Source: RefSeq, a predicted model, not a curated record